This is a messenger RNA of Olea europaea var. sylvestris, 892 nucleotides long. RefSeq names its product probable calcium-binding protein CML35. Bases 186 to 848 code for a protein of 220 amino acids. The record is from RefSeq and is a predicted model, not a curated record. NCBI's taxonomy places the organism in Eukaryota, Viridiplantae, Streptophyta, Magnoliopsida, Lamiales, Oleaceae. Gene Ontology annotation, molecular function: calcium ion binding. The transcript has a single exon.
CUCCUUCAAAACUCUCUCGCUCUCUCUCUCUCUCUACGAAACUUCGAGGAAGCUCACUAUGGCUCACCACACUCUCCCUCCAUUUAACCCCCCGAUUCUUCCUCUCUGUUUCCCACAAACCCCCCCUUCUCCAUUAUCUCUCUCACCUUUCGGUCUCUCCCUUCUGUUUCGUUUGAAUCAGUACAAUGUCCACCAUGAAGUUCAUCAAAAUCGUUCCCAAAAAGCUUUUCAAGUCCAGGAAAUCACAGUCCGUUUCCAGAUCCGAGAACGAUCCGUCCUCCUUCAGCUCCCAAGCAACGUCGUCUUCCGCCGAUGAUUCCCACUCUGGCCUCAAGAAGCCGCUCGACGGAUUAGAUACGCCAACCAGCGUUCUGCCUUCUUUAUCCUCCGGCGAGUGGUCCGAAUUCUCUGCCGAUGUUUACUUUGAACUAAAGCAAGCGUUCGAGAUGAUAGACAGGGAAGGGACUGGGAAAGUAAAGAAAGAGGAGCUGAAAGCUUUGUUGAGUAGCAUUGGAGCCGAGCCGCCGAGCCAAGAGGAGCUGACUAUGAUGUUAAACGAAGUGGAUAGAGACGGCGAUGGGUGUAUCAGCUUGGAAGAGUUCUACACGAUCGGCUCGGCUUUUGGGACGAAAGCCUUGGAAGCCGAUCUGAGGGAGACGUUUGACUUCUUUGAUUCCGAUCGUGAUGGGAAGAUAGCGGCGGAGGAAUUGCUCAACGUUUUUAAAACUAUUGGGGACUCACGGUGCACGUUAGAGGACUGCCGGCGCAUGAUAGGAGGCGCAGACAGGAAUGGGGAUGGGUUUGUCUGUUUCGAGGACUUCCGGCGUUUGAUGGGCCUGCAAAGAUGAUACUUUCUUGUUUAAAAAAAAAAAAUGAAAUGAAAUUUAUAAUU